Capsaspora owczarzaki ATCC 30864 is the source of this 4953-nucleotide messenger RNA. RefSeq lists its product as hypothetical. Gene Ontology annotation, molecular function: protein binding. Gene Ontology annotation, cellular component: cytoplasmic vesicle. Bases 44 to 4888 code for a protein of 1614 amino acids. Gene Ontology annotation, biological process: regulation of Rab protein signal transduction. Lineage: Eukaryota; Filasterea; Ministeriida; Capsasporidae. The transcript is spliced from 6 exons. The record is from RefSeq and is a predicted model, not a curated record.
CUCUCCUUCAGAUUUGUCCGUGUCGGUUGCGUUGUUGCCACACAUGGACCCGCUGCCGACGCGUAUUGCGCAAGCCGACUCGAAGCUGCAGAUGGAUCCUGCGUCCGAGCUCGCAGCGGCGCUGGACCGUCCGACAGCUCGAGGUGAUUGGGCUGAGCCCUCGGGUGCUGCUGACGUUGCUGACGCUGCUGCUGAUGGUGCUGCUACUGCUACUGCUGCGGAUCUACUGCACCUGCUGCCGCUGGAGGCCAAGAUUGUCGACACGAUUCUGUUGUUCAACAGCGUGUCCAAGGACGAUGGCACGUUUGACACGUUUCCCGAGAUUGACAGCCCCGACUGGAAGAGCUUCAUCGAGACUGUUCCGCUGUUCUGCUUCCCGUCAGAGUCAUGGCUCGUGGAGCAGCCCGCGACGCCCUUUGCGAGGGGCAGCCAGGCCACCAUGCCGGCCGUCGUGCGUGGCAGAAGCGUCUCCGACGAGUCAUCCGGCAGUGCGAGCAACGCCACGGCGGCCCGCGAGCCCUACUUUCGAUCGCACUCGUUUGUGCUCACAGAUGCGCUCGGUUGCCAUCGCUACGGCGUGUGCACCGUUCUUCUGACGCCAACCGGGCAGCCAGUCACUGACCAUACACGGACGCAACGUGCGCAUCAGCGUGCGUCAAACCAGUCAACGCAGUCUGCGCCGGACGCGUUGGAGUCGGCGUCCAUCGGCCAGCUGCGCCGGACAAGUCGCGGUCGCAAGUCGUUGUCCCUGCCUUCCACCAUGCUCCAAACCGCGUUAAACUAUGCCGAUCCCGUCAUCUCCAGAUUCCCCGACGUGCCAGGUUGCACGUGGCGCGCCGUCGCGCUUCUUUCCAGGCUGCCCUUGUUUGACUCUUUGUUUAAAAUUUCGCGCUCGUUGCUCGGCAUCUGGUCGGAUACUCCCGAAGAGCUUGACAACUGGUGUCUUCACCUGACCUACUCGCUCCCAACACCACCUGUCGGCGGCCUCAGUGUCGAAUUCCAAGUCGGUUCCGAGCUGGUGUCGGUCUCGCGCCCAGCCUCCCGUCGCCUUGUGGACGUGGACACUUCCGUUUUGCUGAGCACGCUUUCGCCAAGCAGCAUCCUCCAGGUUUACGGUUCGCUCCUGCUGGAAAAGUCAGUGAUUCUACAUUCGACCAACCUGGAGGCUUUGACCGCCACGUGCGAGAGUUUCCGGUCGCUCCUGUUUCCGUUUGAGUGGGAGCAUGUCUACAUUCCGAUUCUCCCGCCCUCCUUGCUGUUGGUUGUCCAGUCUCCCGCCCCUUUCUUUCUCGGAAUGCACACGGAUGCAUUUCUGGAAUGCAGCGACGAGAUUGACGAGGGCGUCGUUGUUGUCGAUCUCGAAGCGGAUAUCAUUCGCAAUGGCGCGACGCUCGGUCGCAACCAUCAUCUCAAGCUGCUCAAGCUACUGCAACAAGCCCAGCAGCGCCGAUUUGAAGAGAGAUACGACACGCCGCGUCCUCGUCGAUCAGCAGUUGCGCUGGCUGAUGUGGCGCCGGGCGAGUCGAUCCAGCCUGCCUCCAAGCGCGGCGCUGACGAAACGGUUCACAGCCUGCUGCUGGAUGCCUUUGCUAUGUUUGGAUGGCGGUUUGCUGCUGCCAUUGCUUGUUAUCACGACGACUCGACGAGCGAACUCGACGUAAUUGCCCUUUGUGCUGCCCAUCCCGAGCUUGACUCCAAGUUUGUUGAGAGCUUUUGCGAAACAAGCGCCUACUUUCGAUUACUUGACAAUUCAAGAUUGCGUGCAAGACUCGGCUCUUCACCCUUGAGAGCACCAGAGUGGACGAGCGCUCGGGCACACCUCGCCCUCAAAGUGCCGCCUCCAGUGUCAAGUGCCACUGAAGGCUACCAUAGCAGGCUACUUGGCAAACGAUUCUUGCAGCUCUCUUCUUCGUUGCUGCCCCUUUUCCUGUGGAAGCCUACCGAGUUUCUGGUUGAAUUUUUAACGGUAGCCAUCGACCGUCAGCAUAGUCAACUUCAACUGCAAGGCGCUCUCACCGCCACAUUUGACGCGACGCUUUGCGACCUCGUGAUGAUGCGUGCGAGCGCGCUCUUCUCCAUGAAACUCUAUGCGUGCGCGGUGCAAGAUAUCCUCAUCCUCCUGGAGCUGUGUCGCCCCAAGCCGCAACAGAGCGAGCAGCCGCAACAGAAAGAGCCGUCGCAGCCACCCUUCCACAGCACAGUGCUGCGCGACUGCAUUCACAUCAUCAAGGAAGACGUUCCUCCAGAACUCGUGCACAAGCUUCAUCCAGCCCUGUGGGAGCUGUUGAAUUCCAGCUCGACAGCGAUCGCGCCACCGUCGGCGACAGAGCUCAUGGUCCACCCUUUCUGUGCACAUGCGACUGGCAGUCAUUCGUCUCGCAACUCAGCCAUUGAUCCAUCUCUCUCGAACGAUUCCUACCUGUCCUCGACAGAGAAAGGGGCGUUGCAACAGCAGCAGGCGCUUGCGGACAGGCCCAAACUGGCCUCAGCCCAGUCGACCGUGGAUGCAGCCUUGGUUCAGGAUAUUGCCAUGCGACGGCCAUCAGUGGCGCUGACAUCCGCUACGAUGCGGCGCAGAAUGUCGAUUGCUCCACAGUCCCUCAUUCCGACGUCGGCGCGCCGACUCUACAAGCAGCCCACCCAGGCAGAGCCGACCGAGGCAAGCAAGCAGCCAGCGAGUCCCGUGGGUUCACCAGCCGACUCCAAUCGGCUGUUGAUUCUGAAUGCCACGAGCUCCGCAGCCAAGUCCCGGCCGCUGCCGCUGCUUCCUGGGCGUGUGCUCGAAUCGAACGGAUUUCAAGUUUUGCAACAGGGCAUGCGCACAAGAGCGUCCGUCACUGCCCACUCAAUCAUUUCGCCAGCAACUUCAGUCAGUUCGCUAUCCGCUGCAUCGUCCGAAGAAGACUUGCUGCCGCCUCUGGACCAUUUAUCUGCCCUGGAACUGUCCAUCCAAAUGCUGGAAAUUCUGGCCGAGCUCUUCCGCAUCAUCGGCCACACAGAGGCGACAGGCUUUGUGGUGUCCGAUCCCAGCCGCGUUGCGCUCAUUUCAUACACAUCUGCCUUCCAGAACUUUGCGCGUUUUGCCGAGCAGCUCAGCACCGUGCAAAUCCACAAAGUAUUUGCGAGCAUUGAGGAAAAGUUGUGUUUCUUCCUGAACAUUCGAUCCGCACUUUUGAUGCACGCCGUGCUCGAACUGGGCGGCCCGACUUAUCGCCAUCAAUGGCAGUUCCUGUAUUCGAUCGCGCGGUACCAACUCGGUGGGCGGCUGUACUCUGUUGCAGACAUUGACGAGACGAUUUUGCGAUACUCGGAUCCGCUGACCUCAGCUCCCCUCGCCAGCACCGGAAAAUCCAAGACUACGACCACCACUCCGCCGCUUCGGCGUGGCCUGUCCCGAGGCGUUCGGCAAAUGAGUGUGCGAACGAGGUCGCGAGCGACCGAUCUGGACGAGUUUGUUUCGCCAAACGGUAGCAAGUCCAACCUUUGCGAGCCCUCCCAGGCAUCACCGCAUCAGGCAACGUCGCAACCGUCCAACCCUGUCCAGGGUGGUGCAUCAUCUGCCAAAACGCGUCAGCAACAGUUGGUAAACUCGCUCACUCCGAGCCAACUUAUUUCGCAAGACCUAGCUCUCCACGAGAAUUUCCGGUUCAUUUCUUUUGCCUGCUUCAACGGCACCAAUUCGUCGCCGUUUGUGCAAAUUUACAAGCCAGACACUGUGUGGGAGCAGCUGCGGAUGGGAGCCGUGCUCUUUGUCAACGAGCAGGUUUCCGUACUUUCCCCAAGCGUUGUACUUCCAGUGCAUUUCCGCUGGUACUUUGAUGACUUUGGCGAGCAAAAGAAGGACAUUGUGAACUGGUUGCUAUCGCUCCCCGAGUCACAGGCUGCUGUGGCACUUUCGACUCUGAGUGCGGCAGAGCGACGACGUCUCUCCAUUGAGAUUCGAAAGCCCGCGUGGCAUUUCCGUCUGCACUGGCUCGAACUGGAUCCGUUGUCUCCGAAUGCACCUGCUCUCCAAACUCUGCGUGUCAAGGUGCACACUGGAGGCGACAGGUGCAACUUUGACCUCGAGCAAUGCGCGCUUUCCAUCCAACUGCAAGGCGACCGGGACCAGUUGACUCCAUAUGUCGCGUUGGAAGAAAAUGGAGACGCCGCCUCCUUUACCAUCGGGUCUUCAACCAGUUUCAAAAUCUUGGUCCCUAGCCACGUGAGUGUUGGCUCGAUUGUCAAGGCUCGCUUGCGCGUUUCGUCCCGGCCACGGGCUGUCCAAGCGCGACCACGCCGCGGUAACACGACUCCGGAUGCCACUCAGGUACUGGGGCCUGAAGGCAGGUCUGGAGCAGGGGCUCUUGCGACGAACGACCGGGAGGAGGACGACGUUGCCGAGCUGUUUGAUCUUUCUGCCACCGACUUGUGGUGGCUUCCCAGCAGCGUUUCCAUCGGGUUGGAUCUUGAUACAACGCCACAAACCCUGUUGGUCAACGAGCAAGUGAUGGACGGCGUGACCCGGGACGUGAGCUUUUCCCCACUGCGAAUUUUUGAGGUUACACUCCAUACUGCUCACUCUCAGAGCGUCAACGUGUCCGCGUCCGUGCAGUUUGUUGGCGCCCACGGCUUCAGCGCGCCGUACCGCGUUACGCCAGGGUCGGCCAGCAACUACAUGAAAUUCACAGGAGAGUCUCCAACCAUGUUCAUCAUCGACACUCCCGCCCCCAUUGGAGACCUCACUGGCAUCAAGCUUCGAAUUGACGGCUUCUCCUUGUUCUCGUCCCGCAAGUGGAAACUCGACCGGAUUGAAGUGUACGAGCCGCUGGCUCUGAGCACUCGUAUUUUCAUUACCAACCACGUUGUUCGCUUGGACGACGAGAACAACUGGGUCUUGUUUUCCUAAACCGCCCUGGAAAGUUCGUCGAAUCCUGUUCCCUUUGUCAUCAUUACACGACUCAUUGUUGUUUG